Messenger RNA from Brassica oleracea var. oleracea, 1388 nucleotides. RefSeq names its product probable sugar phosphate/phosphate translocator At3g11320. The record is from RefSeq and is a predicted model, not a curated record. Gene Ontology annotation, molecular function: antiporter activity. Bases 145 to 1071 code for a protein of 308 amino acids. Gene Ontology annotation, cellular component: Golgi apparatus. The transcript is spliced from 4 exons. Lineage: Eukaryota; Viridiplantae; Streptophyta; Magnoliopsida; Brassicales; Brassicaceae.
CCCCCCAAAAAAAGAAAAAAAAAACUCUGAUUUGACCAUUCCUCCUUGUUCACCAAUCGCAACUUUCUCCAAAUCUCGAUUCCACCAUUCUCCCCGAUUGCCGCAUAAGAAUCCUCAAAUCGAAGAGGGACUUCCCAAAAUCCGAUGAAGAUGGCGGCGAACGGCCGAUUAUUCACGAUCGGGAUCGUCGCGUCGUGGUACUCGUCCAACAUCGGAGUGCUGUUACUAAACAAGUACCUGCUGAGCAACUACGGGUUCAAGUACCCGAUCUUCCUCACCAUGUGCCACAUGACCGCCUGCUCGCUCCUCAGCUACGUGGCCAUCGCGUGGAUGAAGAUGGUCCCUAUGCAGACGAUCAGGUCCCGCGUCCAGUUCCUCAAGAUCGCGGCGCUGAGCCUCGUCUUCUGCGUCUCCGUGGUGUUCGGGAACAUCUCCCUCAGGUUUCUCCCCGUCUCGUUUAACCAGGCCAUCGGCGCCACGACGCCGUUUUUCACCGCCGUGUUUGCGUAUUUGAUUACGUUGAAGAAGGAGGCCUGGUUGACUUAUGUUACGCUCGUGCCCGUUGUUACUGGUGUUGUUAUUGCCAGUGGGAGUGAACCAAGUUUCCACCUGUUUGGAUUCAUAAUGUGCGUUGCAGCCACAGCUGCGAGAGCACUUAAAUCAGUUCUUCAAGGGAUUUUGCUAUCUUCAGAAGGGGAGAAGCUAAACUCCAUGAAUCUCCUCCUCUACAUGGCCCCCAUAGCUGUUGUGUUCCUUCUUCCGGCUACCCUUAUCAUGGAGAAGAACGUUGUUGGCAUCACAAUUGCACUCGCCAGAGACGAUUUCAGAAUCGUUUGGUAUCUGCUAUUCAACUCGGCGCUUGCUUAUUUCGUGAACUUGACUAACUUCUUAGUCACAAAACACACCAGCGCUCUUACUCUCCAGGUGCUAGGAAACGCCAAAGGAGCAGUAGCAGUGGUGGUAUCGAUCCUAAUAUUCAAGAAUCCUGUCUCAGUGACUGGAAUGUUAGGCUACUCGCUAACGGUCAUUGGAGUAAUCCUCUACAGUGAAGCCAAGAAACGAAGCAAAUGAAGUUAAAGAAACCUCUUCAAUUUUUAUUUGUUAGGUCCUUGCAGGUAAAACACACAAGGCAAAGUUCCUUUUGCUGGACCAGAAGCAAAAGGAUGUGUAAAGGCAACACCAAAGGAUCAGAGUACCCAUAAGCAAUAAGUGAUUUUUGUUUCCUUCUUUUAAUUUUUGUUUACGGAUCUUCUACAGCUUUUGUCUUAGGUUGUUCUAAGAGUAACUUCGAUGUAGCUUCUGUUUUUUUUGGUCGAUUCUUUACAUCUUUUGUGAUACAACAUUUAUAACACUGAUUAAUUAAUGGAAAAGACAAGGUUUUUUUUUUC